Molecule: messenger RNA, 1608 nt
Organism: Trifolium pratense (red clover)
Lineage: Eukaryota; Viridiplantae; Streptophyta; Magnoliopsida; Fabales; Fabaceae
Product: FCS-Like Zinc finger 10-like
Exons: 3
Coding region: 179-1252 (357 amino acids)
Source: RefSeq, a predicted model, not a curated record
UUUUGUACCAAAUUCAUUACUCACAGUGAAUUGAAUUCUCUCUUCUCUCUCCACAAGCACAAGUUUCACAUUUCUCUCAUCAUUUUAUUAUUACUUCAUUUGUAACCUCUUUUUUCUGUACUAUCAUCUCUCUGAACUUUCUAGAGCACUCAUACAGAAAAAAUUACUCAGGUGUGAAAUGGCUUUGGGGAGCAAUGAGAAAAGAGAAUCAAUUUUCAAAGCUCCAAAAUCACUUCUCUAUGUAGGACUUGGCUUAGAUUCUGAUUCCCUUAGAAGCCCCACUUCACCACUAGAUGUUACUUUGCUUUCAAAUAGAGGUAACCCUUUAAGAACAUCACCACCUAAUGAGGGUCCACAAAGAGGUUGGAACUGUUCCAAAGUAGGUUUAAGUCUAAUAGAUUCUUUGGAAGAUUGUUCCAAAUUUUCUAGGAAUGUUCUUUUAUCAUCUGAGUUUAAUAAGGGUAAUCUUAGUCCUAAUCCUAGUCCUCAAAUGAUUACUAAAGUUCCUAAUUGUAAUCAUUGUUUGGAUUCUGUUAAGGCUUCUAAGUCCUUACCUAAUGAUUUUUUUAAGCUUCCUUAUACACAAAAUAGUUCUAUUUUCCAAAAGGAUGAAUCUGAGUCCAAUGUUGUUUUUGAAAUCGGUGAACCAUUGUUAGAACAUGAAUUACCCUUUGGAAAAUCAAUGUCUUGUUCAUUGGACUUUUAUAGUCCGAUUAAAGAUUCUAACUUUAAUUCAAAAUGUGGAAAAUUUUGUUUGAAACCCCCUCAUUUUAUCGGAGAAAGCAAGAAUCCAAACACAUUGCUACCUGUGUCUCUAUCUGCAAGUGAGAUUGAAAAUUCUGAGGACUAUACAUGUGUGAUUUCGCACGGUCCUAAUCCGAAGAAAACACAUAUUUUCUGUGACUGCAUCUUAGAAAUUCAUGCUGGUGACGAUGUUAUAGAACAUCAAAAUAAGAACGAAGAGAAGGAGGGCUUGCUUUCUCCAGUGGUUGACAAAUUAGAGACUCCGAACCAAUAUCCCUUUGGUGGUGGCUUUUUAGUUUUCUGCGACAAUUGCAACAAGAAAUUUGAAGAGGGGAAAGAUAUUUACAUAUAUAGAGGCGAAAAAGCAUUUUGCAGUUUAACUUGCCGCGCCCUUGAGAUUAUGAUUGAUGAGGAGCUAGAGGAAUCCAAUGCACCACCUGAAAACAACUUCAUGGAGUUGGAAUCUGGUGAAGACCUUGUUGGAUCUAGCAUCUUCACUGCUGAAUAGAGAGGUUUUUUCUGCCAUUGGCACCGAGUCCGUGAAACAAAUAAACGCACAUAAUCAUCUGUUGAAAGGAGCUGUUUUUAUGUGCUUUAGCAGCCAUGGAUGAUUGUUUUGUACAUUGCGUUUGCCAUUGAUUUUUGUUUUGGCUUUCAUGGUCUCAGUGGAUGGUGACUCUCUUCAGCUAGAUUUGGUUUUGGUAUAUGACUUUAUGAUACUAAAUAUGUUAUGAAAUUAUAUGAUAGGUUAUGUAUGCUUUUUGAAAAUGCAAACAUAUUAGGGUUUAAGCUCAUUUUUCAUGGCUUACCCUGUUGUUGUAAUUGGUUUUUUCAUACUUUAUGUCUAAGAAUCUAUGUGUGCAA